GCACCUGAAGAACUCGAAAUUCUACAGGUGAGGAGGCGCGCACGAGAAGGAGCUGCUCACUUCUAUACCCUUGUUUUUCCACUGCUGAAGAAACGGGGAUCGGGGGAUUAGUAUGCGUUACAAUAUUGCCGAAGAUCACGCAGUUUAAGAAUACUGUCACAGCAAAGAAGAAAACUCACACAGGAGUGAAGAAGCCGCUGCGAUGGAGGGGAAGCGUGGAAGUCCCCCGAUGACGAUAGAGCAGCCUGCAGACAGCGAGGGCCAGUCCAACUAUGUCCUCUUCACCUACUUUCAGGGGGACAUCAACAGCGUGGUGGACGAGCACUUCUCCAGAGCCCUCAACAAAACCAAAAAACCCAGGGACCUGAGCACCAGGAACAAGGGAUGGAGAGCCGUCUCCUCCACUGCCAGCGCUCCCAGCGCUGCCAGCGCUGCUAGCGCUGCCAACACACAUGGUGAGCCCUCGCCACCAGUGCUGUGGGAUUUGCCAGGUGCCUCCUGGGCCGGCAGUCAGUACCCUGCACCCACCUCCUCCCGAAUUCACUUCAGCACCUCCUCGGGGGUGUUACACAGCUCCCCCAGCCAGCCUCCUGGCCCCUGGCCUUUCCCUGUGCGGGACAGCGGCAGCUUCGGGCCCCCGUUGGGUGUGUACCCUCACCCCGUGGGCCAGGAGCUCCCUGGAACGAGCUCCUUCCUCAACCUGCUGCACAGCGAGAGGGGAACCGCCAGCACCAGCCUGGGCGCGGCCUCCGAACCAGAGCAGCCCCCCUCCUGGGCAGGGCACCCCCCAGCACGCUUCAGGGAGGCAGCGGGGACAGCACUGAGCCUUGACUCAGUGAUCCAAGCACCGGAAAAGAAGAAGGAUCUCUACUGGUAUUAGAACAUGCAUAAACCAGUCUGGCAUCUGAUCUUUAUACAGGUGUGUGAAAAUCACAAAGUAUUUUAAAGUACAACUCCAUGGAGCACAAUCGAAGAACAAUUGCUUUUCACAAGCUGGCACUGUGAGCCAGGAUAGAACUCAGAGACAGCGUCACUGCAGCCAGCUAUUCUUGCCAAAAUACUGAUUGAAAAAACAAACCAAAAUAACAGCUCAAAUGCUCCGGAGCGCUUAUCCUGGUUUCAGAGAUUUAUCAGUGAUACUCUACCCAGAAGAACACAAAACCACAGUAUUGCAAACUCAUUUUGAAGUGCCAUUCAAAAGAAAACCAUUGUUUUCAAUGGAGAAAUGAAGAAAUCAUAAAUACAAAUAAAAAUCAGGUGGAGGACGAAUAUCCACAGAUAUAUGGACACGUUGCAAGGAAGGAAUGUUGCUUUAAAUGAACAAAUAGCUAACGUUGGUGUAACAACAGGAACUGAAUGACUAUUGAAUGACGACUGUACUUUCUAAGGUGUAUUUAAUCCUUGUUUUCUUAAGCUAAUAACAUCUCUGGUUAUAUUUUCCUGCACACCAGUGGAAAUACAGUAGUUUUAAUUGUUUUUGGGAAAGAGGGCUUCUGUUCUUAACAGGUGUGCUCGAUUUGUCUGUAUAUGGAAGCAGUUCUUUUGUAUUCACAAAUGACCAGCUGGUUCUGGGUCAGUUUAAUAAUUGGGGCUAUUUUCAAAUUAUUUUGUCUUUAUUCAUCACCAAAAAAAAAAAAAAAAAAGGUUUUAUACAUACAUCUAUAACUCACUAAAUCUGUAAAUCGAAUUUAUGAAGCGUGUUUUUACCAGACUACUAAUCUACUAAUCUGCACUCUCAUAGAUCAAGCCAGUACUGCACAUUCAAUUGCGUGUGACUCAGUAAAGUACCUAUAUUAUUGUCCUAUAAAGAGGUAUUGCUCAAAUGUAUAUAACAGUGUAUGGGUUAUAAAGGGGUGAUAUCACACAGUUCCUGAGGGUAUGGGGGAGAUCAAUAUCAUUAUUUACAUUUUAAUAAGCUGAGCACCGCUCAGGAGACUACUUGCAGCAGCAGGAGGUUAUGCAUGUAUUAUUCAAGGUCAGCUAUAGCCCAGUAAGACAAAACAAAACAGAAUAUAUAUAUUUUUUUGUAAAUACUUUAUUGUUUGUCUGGGCUCAUAAGGGAACAGCAUUCUGAAUAAUGAAAAGAAAUAAAAAAAUGAUUGGCUGCUUCACGUUUGACCCUUUGUGGUAUGCUAUGUCAUUGCCAGGCAACUAGAAGUCCAAUUGUGUCUUACUUGCUGUACCCAACAUGUACUGUAUGUUUAAACAUUCGAUAUGCCACAGAGGGAGAAUGUACUGGUUCACUCUCUGGAUAAUAGUGACUUGCAUCUGGACAUGAAGAGCUGCUUACUGUCCUUAGUAUUGUGUGGCUGCUGAUGUGAACACGUGAAGGAAACGAUGCAUAUGGCUGUGGCAUUCUGAAGUAAUAUAUUUGUUAUUUGUGUGUUUAAAUAUGUGUCUCAUGGCUUACAAUAAUUAAAAUAUAUCUCUUAAGCUGAA
Messenger RNA from Acipenser ruthenus (sterlet), 2439 nucleotides. Its product is annotated as transcription cofactor vestigial-like protein 1. Bases 203 to 880 code for a protein of 225 amino acids. NCBI's taxonomy places the organism in Eukaryota, Metazoa, Chordata, Actinopteri, Acipenseriformes, Acipenseridae. The transcript has 4 exons. Gene Ontology annotation, biological process: regulation of transcription by RNA polymerase II. Gene Ontology annotation, cellular component: nucleus. The record is from RefSeq and is a predicted model, not a curated record.